This is a messenger RNA of Funneliformis mosseae, 801 nucleotides long. The record is from the annotation of a GenBank genome assembly. NCBI's taxonomy places the organism in Eukaryota, Fungi, Glomeromycota, Glomeromycetes, Glomerales, Glomeraceae.
AUGCUGACAACCACAAAGCCUUCAUCUCUUGUAAGUCAGGAGAAAUAUACAACAUCUACAACGUCAGCAUCGUCUUCGAAUUCACCAACUAAUGGAGAAAGCAGUGUUAAUAGUAAUAAUAACUUAACAGAAUUCCUUACAACCACUACAACGACACCACCUUCUUAUUCUUUAUUAUACUGUUGGACAAUAUUAUGCACCUAUAUAGCAACUACCAAUUCAUCGAAUCGCUUGAAAAAUAGCACAAAACCAGUUCAUCAAUCCUCUCUGACAUCAACACCAUCAUUUUCUUCUAUGAUGAAAACGAAGACACUUAUAUUGGAUUUGGAUGAAACCUUAAUACAUUCAACAUCAAGGGGAUCACGAGCCGACGCACAUAUGAUUGAGGUUAUGGUAGACAAUCACGCUUGUUUAUAUUAUGUGUAUAAGAGACCACAUGUGGAUCACUUUUUGAAGAAGGUAGUUAUUUUUACUGCUUCUAUGCCCGAAUAUGCUGACCCUGUGAUUGAUUGGUUGGAUCCAAAUAAAAAUUUGAUCGGUAAUCGAUAUUUUCGACAGUCUUGUACCAAUCGAAAUGGAGCUUACAUCAAGGAUUUAACAAUUAUUGAACCAGACCUUUCAAAAGUUUGUUUGGUCGAUAAUUCACCUAUAUCGUAUGCUAUGCACCAAGAAAAUGGAAUAGCAAUUGAAGGCUGGAUUAGUGAUCCUCAUGAUGAAGCUUUGUUAGAUCUUUUACCAUUCUUAGAUGCAUUAAGAUUUACUGAGGACGUAAGGUCUAUAUUGUCCCUAGCGAUUUAUUGA